Octopus sinensis (East Asian common octopus) is the source of this 1171-nucleotide messenger RNA. Its product is annotated as cyclin-dependent kinase 7. Gene Ontology annotation, biological process: protein phosphorylation; positive regulation of transcription by RNA polymerase II. The transcript is spliced from 11 exons. NCBI's taxonomy places the organism in Eukaryota, Metazoa, Mollusca, Cephalopoda, Octopoda, Octopodidae. The coding region runs from base 86 to 1105 and encodes 339 amino acids. The record is from RefSeq and is a predicted model, not a curated record. Gene Ontology annotation, molecular function: cyclin-dependent protein serine/threonine kinase activity; RNA polymerase II CTD heptapeptide repeat kinase activity; ATP binding. Gene Ontology annotation, cellular component: cytoplasm; nucleus; transcription factor TFIIH holo complex.
GAUAAACAAUGAUUUCCGGAAGUAGAAAGUUUACGAAGUGGAGAGAGAAAGUCGGAGGCACUCGACAUUGGUGAGGCAGUUCGAGAUGGUCGAGAAGCAGCGCCGUUAUGAGAAAAUAGAGUUCUUAGGAGAAGGACAAUUUGCUACAGUAUACAAAGCCAAAGACCUUGUAGAUGACAAAAUUGUUGCUGUUAAAAAGAUUAAAAUUGGCACCAGAGCUGAAGCAGCUGAUGGAAUAAAUCGUACUGCUUUACGAGAAAUCAAAUUGCUUCAAGAAAUCAGUCAUCCUAAUAUUAUUGGUCUACUAAAUGUUUUUGGACACAAAUCAAAUGUUAGUCUUGUGUUUGAUUUCAUGGAAACAGACCUUGAAAUAAUCAUCAAGGACUCCAGCAUUGUGUUAACACCAGGUCACAUCAAAUCAUAUAUUCUACAGACCUUAGAAGGCCUUAACUACCUCCAUGCACACUGGAUUUUGCACAGAGAUCUGAAACCCAAUAAUUUACUAAUUAAUGAUGAAGGAGUUCUAAAACUUGGAGAUUUUGGUCUGGCUAAAUUUUAUGGAUCACCCAAUCGAAUCUAUACACAUCAAGUUGUUACAAGAUGGUAUCGGUGUCCAGAAUUACUGUUUGGUGCUAGGAACUACAGUACUGGUGUUGAUACCUGGGCUGUAGGUUGUAUUUUGGCAGAACUGCUUCUCAGGGUUCCUUUUUUGCCAGGAGAAACUGAUCUAGACCAAUUGACACGAAUCUUUCAAGCUAUGGGUACACCAACUGAAGCCACUUGGUCGGCCAUGAAAGAGCUUCCAGACUACAUCCAGUUCAAGGAAUUUCCACCCAAUCCCUUAAGUUCUAUAUUUACAGCAGCAUCAGACGAUUUACUGGACUUGAUGGCUGAAUUACUAAAGAUGGAUCCAUUGAAAAGAGCAACAACUGAAAAGGCUUUACAAAUGCCAUACUUCAGCAACCAGCCAGCCCCUAGUCUUGGCACUGAUUUGCCUCGACCCAGACAGAAAUCAAAUAAAGAUGACCAAGAUCCAAGGAAGUCAAUGAAAAGAAAAAUAAUUGAAAAUUCUGGUAGUUCUCUUGCGAAACGUUUGAUUUUCUGAAGAUCCCUAUUACAUAAUGCAGACAUUUUACUGAAAGUUUUCUCAGGAUUAAAAUCUAUUACUUUA